Molecule: messenger RNA, 4721 nt
Organism: Corythoichthys intestinalis (scribbled pipefish)
Lineage: Eukaryota; Metazoa; Chordata; Actinopteri; Syngnathiformes; Syngnathidae
Product: 1-phosphatidylinositol 4,5-bisphosphate phosphodiesterase beta-1-like
Exons: 32
Coding region: 223-3708 (1161 amino acids)
Biological process (GO): release of sequestered calcium ion into cytosol; lipid catabolic process; memory
Cellular component (GO): cytoplasm; nuclear speck
Molecular function (GO): calmodulin binding; phosphatidylinositol-4,5-bisphosphate phospholipase C activity; calcium ion binding
Source: RefSeq, a predicted model, not a curated record
GUCUCCCACAAAGGCAUCUGCUUCAGUCUGUCUCUUGCAGCACACACGGGCGGGGGUGGACGCCAGAUAGUAGCACCACCACCACAAGAAGAAGAAGAUGCUGAGGAGGAGGAGGAGAAGGAGCAUGCAGCAUCAGCAGCCCACCGUCUCUGUCUGUUGACGCGUGUUUGACAGCUCGGACCCCGUCUAAAGGUCGCGUGGUGUGGUGGGGAGAGUGAAGCCAUGGCCAGCGCACAGCCGGGGGUCCACGCCUUGAAGCUCCAGCCUCCAGCUGUGUCACACACCCUCAGGAACGGCAGCAACUUCAUCAAAUGGGACGAGGAUCUCUCCACUGUAACUCCUGUGACUCUCUACGUGGACCCUCAUGGACUGUUUCUAUACUGGACCGAUCAGAACAAGGAGACAGAGUUGCUAGACUUAACCCACGUGAAAGAUGUGCGGACGGGCAGAAGCACCAAAACAGCCAAGGAGGCUAAGCUGCGGGAGUUGCUGGACGUGGGCAAUCUGGUGGGCCGGCUGGAGAACCGCAUGGUCACCGUGGUGACGGCUUCUGACAUUGUCAACGUCAACCAGAUUAUCUUCAUCGCGUCUCAGGAGGAUGAAGCAAAGGUGUGGUCCGAGGAGCUCUUUUGUCUAUCUUCCAACCUGCUGAGUCACAAUUUGAACAGGGACCACAGUCUACUCAAAGCGUACGUGAAGUUGACACUACAGCCCAAUGGCGAAGGCAGAAUUCCCGUCAAGAAUAUUGUACGCUUGUUUUCGUCAGACAGGAAGCGAGUGGAGAACGCGCUGGAGAAUUGCCGACUUCCUUAUGGACGGGGCGACGCGAUCAAACUGGAGGACUUCACUCUGGAGGUGUACAAAAGCUUCCUGGAGCACCUUUGCCCUCGACCAGAGCUCGCCAACAUCUUUAAACUGCAGGGAGGCGACGGCGGUACCGUGUCAGUGGAUCAGAUGACAGACUUCAUCAAUAACAAGCAGCGGGACCCCAGACUCAACGAGAUCCUGUACCCACCUCUCAGGCCUGCUCAGACGCAGACACUCCUGGAAAGACACCAAAGCGACAAGAGGCUGCUGGAGCAGGGCCUGAUCUCAGUCCAGGCCUUUAGCAGUUAUCUGUCCAGCGAUGAGAACGGCGUCAUCCCCCCUGACAAACUGGACCAGUCGGAAGACAUGAGCUUCCCUUUGUCGCACUACUUUGUCAACUCCUCUCACAACACUUACCUGACAGCGGGCCAGCUGGCAGGAAGCUCCUCGGUUGAAAUGUACCGACAAGUCCUGCUGGCCGGAUGUCGCUGUGUGGAGCUGGACGUGUGGAAAGGUCGCACGGCGGAGGAAGAGCCCGUCAUCACGCACGGCUUCACAAUGACCUCGGAGAUCUCCUUCAAGGAGGUUAUUGAGGCUAUUGCAGAGUGCGCCUUCAAGACAUCUCCUUUCCCAGUCAUCUUGUCGUUUGAGAAUCACGUUGACUCUUUGAAACAGCAAGCAAAAAUGGCUGAAUACUGUCGAUCCAUCUUUGGGGACGCGUUACUGAUCGACCCACUGGACAAAUAUCCGCUGGAGUCAGGUACGCCGCUGCCAAGUCCUCAGGAGCUGAUGGGCAAAAUCUUGAUCAAGAACAAGAAAUCUCACAAAGCCUCCGUCAGCGGUGAUGUCAAGAGACUGACGGAGCAGCCGGCUAAUCAGGACCCUGAGCCUGUCUCUCUUAGCAACAAUACUACAGCUGAGAUGGAGGCAGAGAGCGAGGAAGACGAUGAUGAUGACGACGAUGACGGGAAAAAGGGCUCGUCGGAACGAGAGGCCGUGGCCACGGAGGAGAUGUCCACUCUGGUCAACUACGUACAGCCUACUAAGUUCAACUCCUUCGAAGUCUCCAAGAAAGCAGCCCGCUGUUACCACAUGUCGUCAUUUGUGGAGACCAAAGCUCUGGAGCACCUCACCAAGUCACCGGUGGAGUUUGUGGAAUACAAUAAAUCUCAGCUGAGUCGGAUAUAUCCCAAAGGAACCCGGGUGGAUUCAUCCAACUUCAUGCCGCAGCUUUUUUGGAAUGCUGGCUGUCAACUUGUGGCCCUCAAUUAUCAAACCAUAGAUCUGUCCAUGCAGUUGAACCUCUUCAUGUUCGAGUACAACGGCCGCAGCGGCUACAGGCUGAAGCCUGAAUUCAUGCGCCGGCCAGACAAACACUUUGACCCCUUCACGGAGAAUACGGUGGAUGGCAUCGUAGCCAACACACUCUCCGUCAAGGUUAUCUCAGGCCAGUUCCUUACGGAGCGCCGGGUGGGCGUCUACGUGGAAGUGGAGAUGUUCGGACUUCCUGUUGACACCAGGAGGAAAGCUCUGAAGACCAAAACCUCGCAGAACAACAAUGCCAUCAAUCCAGUGUGGGAUGAGGAACCCGUAGUCUUUAAGAAGGUGAUUCUUCCCACUCUGGCCUCGCUGAGAAUCGCUGCCUUCGAGGAAGGAGGGAAGUUUAUCGGCCAUCGCAUAAUUCCUGUGUCUGCCAUACGACCUGGGUAUCGUUAUAUUGGCCUGAGGAAUGAAAGGAACCAGUCUCUUAUUCUCCCUGCCAUUUUUGUCUACAUCGAAGUCAAAGACUACGUCCCUGAUACUUUCGCAGACGUGAUUGAGGCUCUUUCCAAUCCGAUUCGAUACGUCAACCUGCUGGAACAGCGUUCUAAGCAACUGGCUGCACUUACGCUGGAGGACGGAGAUGAUGAUGCGCAGACAGAGGAUGAGACCGACAGCUGUGUCGAUCGGAAAAAUGAUCCCAAGUCGCCAUUGGUGGAGAACGGGCUGAGCCCGACCACUGGACCCGCGGGCCACGCACCCGUCGCCGUGGCACCCAAGCCGUCUGUGGCCAGUCAGCAAACCGCUACGGCAGAUGUGGCCAAACCAACAGCAAAAACUGAAGAUUUGGUGUUAAGUGUUUUAAUCGACGUGCCCAUUGGCACGCUGGCUGGCUUGCAGCAGUCCAAAAUGUACCAGAAAGAGCAGCGGCGCCAGUUCAAGGAGCUGAAGGAACUAGUGAGGAGGCACCACAAGAAGACAUCAGAGCUCCUGCGAGACAUCAACAACAAGUACAAGAAGACGGCCAGACAGUGCAGCAAGAACAGGAGCUCGACGUCCGAGGAGCCCGAUGAACGUCUUCAGUCGCUGCGGGACGAGCAGCACGAGCAGCUGGUGGCACUCCGGCAGGAGCAGUACUACAGCCAGAAAUAUCUGCAGAGGGAACACAUUAAGACGCUGAACGAGCGACUUAGCAGCCUGGCUGAAGAGAAUCACAAUAUACGGAUGAAGAAACUAAAAGACAUCUGCAGCAAGGAGAAAAAGGAACUGAAAAGACAGAUGGACCGAAGAAGAACCGAGAAGAUCAACCUAGCGAAAACCAAGGAGAAACAUCUGGCAGAAGAAGAGAAGAUGGAGAUCAAUAAGUCGUAUGUCAACGAAGUGGUGCAGAACAUCAAACGGCUGGAGGAGACGCAGGCCAAGCGGCACGAGCAGCUGGUGGAGCAACACAAUCAUCUGCUGCAGGAGAUACAGGAGCUCAAACCAAAGCUGCAGGGUGCCAUCGAGGCAGAGUUUCAAGAGAAGUUCGACCGUUUGCCCGGUGAGAUUCGAGACUUCCUGCAGGACAGGAGGCCAGAGGUCAGAGGUCACAGCAAAUCUCGACCGUCCACCCCCAACGAGAUUCUCUCCGAAGACGACUGAGAAUGUUAAAAGGACGAAGAAGUGAGACUGUUACUUUGUGUACAGGGAAGACUUUCAUCAUUUGGUUUGAUCAAGCAUGCACUUUGAUGUACCUCAACGUUACAUACCAUUCAUUAAGUUGCCUUUCCUUUAAACCUUUCUACUUUUCUGUCUUCCCUCUUUUCUUAACAUUCCACCUACACAAUCUUUUUUUUUAAAGGUCCUGUCAGGACAUAUCUAAACCCUGCUUUUUGGACCUUCAACUGGUUGACGCAUGUUUGAAUUCUGAUCUGUUUAAUAUUCUCUUCAUAUCUUCUUCAACUCUAUUUUAAGACAGCAGACUAAUUUUCAUGGUUGACUUUUUGGGGAAGUGUCUAUCAUAUCCAGAAACAGCACGUGCUUUUGAUUUUCUUUUCUUUGCAUGAAGGUUGAUGAUGCUGCACUUAUUCAAAUAAUGCAAGGUUGCAACAUUCUAAUGCUGUUUUUGUCACUUCGACUGUUAGCCUCAUCUACUUGUGUCUCGUUGCUGCAUACGCACAGGCUAAUGAGACUUUGGAAUGAUGUCAUUUCUUUGAAAACAAUAUUUUAAGAUGAUCUGAUUCUUCUUAGUGGUAGCGGCAGCUUCUUCUCUGCAUGAUUGGUUGAUUUUGAGGUACGAGUUAACUGACAUGGCAGCCAUCAAUUCAAAAGUGAUUUCUUCAUGGUGUGAAUAAGGAUCAACAAAUGUUAUUUAUAGGGAUUGAUUUUUGUAUUAAAAAGGAAGAUGAUGAAGAAAAAAGUGAGGUUUUUGUACAGUGUAUGUAUUUUAACUCAUUCCUCCAACCUUUUUCAGGGAUUUUUUUGGACUGUCCCAUUGUGUUUACUUGUCACAUCUAAAUAUACCAGUACUCAUUUACUUAAAAACACAUUGCUGACUUAAAGCUGAAAGCACUGGGUUGAUGGAUGAUUCAACGGAGCAUGCUUUGCUUUUUAAUUAUUCUGUUUUGAUUGGAUCGUAUUUCAAAACCACAUGGACCGUUAUUAAAAUGUUUAAC